Molecule: messenger RNA, 396 nt
Organism: Lactuca saligna
Lineage: Eukaryota; Viridiplantae; Streptophyta; Magnoliopsida; Asterales; Asteraceae
Source: the annotation of a GenBank genome assembly
AUGAAUCAUAAGGGUUGGUUCACCAAUACGGUUCUUGGAAGGUCGUACACGAAAGGGCUUGUGGAUCACUUUGAUUUUGUGGACAUGGAUGUGUUUUUAGUCCAUGAGUUGGAUGAUAUGAUGGCAGUUUUAGGGUACGAUGAUGGAGGUAUUAUGUUCUACCAUUUCAUGAUCCCAGAGACAGAAUUGGAUAGUGGAUUCUACCCCUUUGGAAACGAUCAAGAAGUCAUUCAUCUGGCAAGGUAUGUGCCUAAUCACAAGGAUAUUAAUGUGUCCUUUGAGCAUGGGAAGACUAGAAUAGUCCCUUACUUUAAGUCCCCAUUGAAGUUUUGGAUUGAGGGAAUUAAAGGGGAUGAUUCUCCUACAAUGAAUACCUUUAUACUGAAAAGGAAAUAA